Molecule: messenger RNA, 1326 nt
Organism: Lachancea fermentati
Lineage: Eukaryota; Fungi; Ascomycota; Saccharomycetes; Saccharomycetales; Saccharomycetaceae
Source: the annotation of a GenBank genome assembly
AUGCUGAAUUCGAUUGCAGAGUACUUCCCUUUUCACUCUUAUGUCAGACAUAUAACGCCUGACGACCCUUUGAAGUUCAUAGAUCAAGACCAUUCUUGGGAUUUGUCGUCGUUCGUGGACAAGCACUGUCCUGCUUUCUCGGAUGGAUCGCUCACCUUGAUGCACCCCAUGCUUCCCACAGGCGAUCUGCAAACUAUAUAUGCUGCAUUGAAUACUUUUGAGGACAGAGAUAUUGUGUAUUACCGGAGAUUGGUUCUCACAUACGCCGAUGGCGGAGAGGGAACGGCAGAUUUCGCGGUACCCAAGUUCGUUCCUUCCGAAUACGUUCCUCCAAACCAAAAGAAGCCGUUGUUACCUCAUUACUCAUACUAUACACCAGAGGAAGCUGAAAAUCUACAUUCUGAGGAUACUAAGCCGCUUCUGAUUGCGCUGCACGGCCUCACAGGCGGCUCAAACGAGUCGUAUGUCAGGGCGUUGCUGCAUAAAAUUACCAAAGAUCAUGGCUUUGAGGCAUGUGUGCUCAAUUCCCGUGGUUGUUGUAAUUCGACAAUCACCACGCCACAGCUCUACAAUGGGGUAUGGACUGAUGAUGUUCGAGAUUUCGUUAAGAAGUUGCGAGUGAUGUUUCCCAAUAGAAAGUUUUAUAUGGUUGGGUUUUCAUUGGGUGCUUCGGUUCUUGCCAAUUACAUCGGUCAAGAGGGCGAUGAUACGGAAAUCGAGUGCGCUGCAGUAAUUGCCAAUCCUUGGGACCUUUGUAAUUCGUCUUACUUAUUAAGAAGAAGCUUACUGGGCAAGCACAUAUAUUCUCCCGUUUUUGCUAGAAGACUCGUUGAACUUGUUGAAGAUCAUUUUGAAGUGCUGAACAAAGAUCCUUACAUGGCUAAACUAUAUGCAGAGAAGUUACCAGGUGUUCGGACCAUCGAGGAUUUUGACAAUUAUUUCACUUCACGAAUGUUUGGUUUCAAUACUUCCUUCGAGUACUACAGAUUUGGAACCAGUUCUAAUCGUUUAUCCCAAGUUCGGACUCCCUUACUUGCGAUCAAUGCUAAAGAUGAUCCCAUUGUUGGUUCAGAAGCACUUCCAAUGCGGGAAGUGCAAGAAAAUCCGUACGUUCUUCUCCUCGAAACAAGCAAAGGUGGUCAUAUCGGAUGGUUUACCCCCAACGGUGAUCGUUGGUAUACUGAGCCUCUUGCCCAGUUCUUUUCGUCCUUUCAUUCUGAGAUUGCGUCAAAAAGCUUGAAAACUAACCUGCAAUCCAUUAUCCUUCCCCAUAAAAAUAAAUUUGUUCAAGAUCGUCUCGUCAAUGCUACUUUGAGAGAUUAUUAA